Molecule: messenger RNA, 6674 nt
Organism: Hylaeus volcanicus
Lineage: Eukaryota; Metazoa; Arthropoda; Insecta; Hymenoptera; Colletidae
Gene: VAChT
Product: vesicular acetylcholine transporter
Exons: 3
Coding region: 1243-3012 (589 amino acids)
Biological process (GO): transmembrane transport; xenobiotic transport; neuromuscular synaptic transmission
Cellular component (GO): membrane; terminal bouton; AP-1 adaptor complex
Molecular function (GO): xenobiotic transmembrane transporter activity; acetylcholine transmembrane transporter activity; choline O-acetyltransferase activity
Source: RefSeq, a predicted model, not a curated record
CGUGAUUUUCCUCCCCGGUCGCAGGGUUCAUGGGGAUGGAAAGGGGGUAACGUACAACACGGUGGCGGGGAGGACUUCGAGGGCAGACGUUUCAAAGCCAGCCCAACGAAGAGACACACCGAGACGCCCCUGUCAUCGGGAGCCCUUCGGUCUCAGCUCGGUUUUGACUUUGACUGAAAAGGUGGAGGGCCCAGGGACGCGGGGAGCCAAGGAGUCGUUGAACGACUCGAAGGACGAGGACGGACCGGACGUUGGCACAACUCUGAGUAACUUGUUCUCCGGACUUCCAGCUUUGGCGGGUCCCCAACGCCUCGCCAACUCCCUCAGGCAGAAGUUCGCCAAUAACUCCGAAAACAGAAAAUCAAAAUCUCCCAAGUAAAUCUCCCAGUACGCAAAGUUUCGACCGAAUCGGUGACCCGAAGGCCUCGCACUCUCCUUUUAGUCGAGCGAGAAUUCAUCGAACAAUUACCAGGAACCGUAUUUAUAGAGCCGCAUUAUAAAGCCAUAACGUCGAACAGUUCGACCUUCACCCUCGUUUCAUCGUCAAGAAUACCGUGUUUUUUAUCUCUCGUAACACGAUGCGCAAUACAAGCCAUAGGUAGCUAGGUACCGAUCGUGACACCUUAUCGAGGGGGAGCCUCCACCCGGUGUUGUAUUCACUUCUAUACCCACCAGAAGCAACCGAGGAAUCAGCGACACGGUGCGUUGUUGGUAGACGCAGUGCAAAAAAAAAAUAAAAAAAAAACCUUCAACGAACGUGGACGAGCUCGACCGCGCCGUCGACGCUAGCAAAAGGUCGCGUUGGGGUGGUGAAACGGAAUCGGUAAGCGCCGAUCAGGCCGGGUCAGGGCUCCCCUUUCUUUCGAACUCGUCCGAGAAUCUUUCAUUGGCCCGCGGUGCGAAGCAUUACCCGUAACGAGAAAAUUUUCGACCUGGUAAAUCGGAUCCAGGGGAAAGAACGGAAGCUACCGGUCGGGCAAAAGAAGGAGAAUUAAAAAAACAAAAACAAAAAAACAAAAAAAAAAAGGAAAAAUACAGGAUUUCGGGAGCUAACCGUGCCAACUCGGUGAUUUGUUGUAGGUUAUCCCCGGCCCGGCCUGAUGCGCGCCGCCCCAAUCGCGACGAUCUCUCUUCGUCACGGUCGCUCCCAAGGUCGCACGAAGUGAUCGCGUUUAGUUCCUCUUAUUAAAACCCUGGAAGACGAUCCUGUUCUAUUAAAGGCGGCUACCUAAAGCGACCACGAUGUCGACGACGAUACCGAUACUCAACAUCGAGCUCGGCGAGCUCAAGGAGCUUGUCUGGAUGAAGCUGCAGGAGCCGAAGGCUCAACGCAAGCUAGUUCUAGUGAUCGUCUCGAUAGCGUUGCUGCUCGACAACAUGCUCUACAUGGUGAUAGUGCCGAUCAUACCCGAUUACCUCAAGUACAUCGGCGCGUUCGGCGAGGACGAAGGACAGGAUGCGAACGCGACCGGGCCGCCCGUUCAUCACGGUCAAGAUUCAGCGACGGGGGUGUUGUUCGCGUCGAAAGCCAUCGUUCAGCUGAUGGUGAACCCGUUCUCGGGCGCCCUGAUAGACAGAAUCGGUUACGAUCUGCCGAUGAUGAUAGGACUGUCCAUAAUGUUCUUGUCGACCGCCGUUUUUGCUUGCGGCAGGAGUUACGGUGUCUUGUUCUUCGCUAGGAGCCUCCAAGGAGUGGGCUCCGCGUUCGCGGACACCAGCGGCUUGGCCAUGAUAGCGGAUCGUUACACGGAGGAGUCGGAGCGCUCGAAAGCUCUCGGUAUCGCGUUAGCUUUCAUUAGUUUCGGGUGCUUGGUGGCUCCGCCGUUCGGCGGCGCUCUGUAUCAGUUCGCCGGCAAAGAGGUACCCUUUCUGAUACUCGCUUUCAUCAGUCUCGCCGACGGAUUCAUGCUUCUGCUGGUGAUGAAACCGCUGAAGGAGCAGCUGCAGAUGAAGCACGAGGACCAAGCGCCGUCGAUACCUAUAUGGCGACUGCUGAUGGACCCGUACAUCGCCGUGUGCGCCGGUGCCUUGAUGAUGUCGAACGUCGCGCUCGCCUUUCUGGAGCCCACCAUCUCGUUGUGGAUGGAAGACCACAUAACUCGGGAUAAUUGGAAAAUGGGAAUGAUAUGGCUGCCGGCGUUCUUCCCUCACGUGUUCGGCGUGAUAAUCACCGUCAAGAUGGCCAAGCAGUAUCCCCAGCAUCAGUGGUUGAUGGCCGCCGGCGGUCUCGCGUUGGAAGGCCUGUGUUGCUUCAUGAUACCGUUUUGCACUUCUUACAAAGUUCUCAUGAUCCCGCUAUGCGGGAUCUGCUUCGGCAUAGCUCUCAUCGACACCGCCCUGCUGCCCACUUUGGGCUACCUGGUGGACGUCAGAUACGUGUCCGUCUACGGCAGUAUCUACGCCAUCGCCGAUAUCUCGUACAGCUUGGCGUACGCGGUGGGGCCCAUAAUAGCCGGCGGCGUCGUCGAGGCGAUCGGCUUCACCGCUCUGAAUAUCGGCAUAGCGUUCUCGAAUCUGCUCUACGCGCCCGUGCUGAUGUACCUGAAGCACAUCUACGACUUCAAGCCGUUCCAGGACGAAGCGGACGUCCUGAUGCAGGACCCGCCCGACAAGGAGUACCAGACGUACGUGCUCCAAGAGCAGAGGACGCUCUCCGGUGAAAUCGGCAAUCACCUGAACCAGACUCGCAUGGAGACGAACGUGGAUCAAGGUUACGAGCAGAAUUACCAAGGCGGCCAGAGCUACGAGCAGCCUGGAUACGGGCAGAAUAUUAAUGCACCGGGAUACAAUCAGGCGGCAGGUGGGUACGAGCAACCGCCGAUGUACGAGCAACCGGCCAAUUACGGUCAGCAGCCCGCUCAGGGUUACGCUCAGCAGAGAUCCUACGGGCAGGAACCCCAGGGAGGAGGUCAGAUGGACGCCAAUCCAUUCAGGAGACCUCCUCCUCCUCCUCCCAACGUCGAGCAGAGACCCGCGGGCGAGAGCAACCCCUUCAGGCAAGGAAUGUUUUAAGUUCACGAAACAGCCCGCUGGUAUUCGUCACCGUCGAUGAUCGAAUCGAUUCUCGGUGGGAAUGCCUCGCCACGGCGAUGCGAAUACCACAGAACAGUCUUCGAGACAAGCUUCCAGUUAUUAAGAAAAUUAACGUCGUGUGCACGCUGACUAUCCUCUGGGAACUAUGGCGUUCGGUAUCUUUCGGUGAUCAUGAAGUGCGUCGAUAAUGUAUCAUCCUGUGAUUAGAAAUUCGUCGAAGCAGACUUCCAAAACGAUUACUUCGAUAUUGUAGGAAUCAUCUAACGAGGGUACAUCACGAGGUUCUAUGCUCGAAUCGUUCUCAACGAUGGUCUUGGCAUCGGGUUAAGUGGUAGUGUCGAGAACACUUGUAGAAGUUAGUGUUUUACGUUCGAGGAGUAACCUCGCGAUUCGAGAGAUUCUUGAUUAAACCGAGGAGAGAGGGGAAACGUAGAUGAAACGGGGAAGGAGAAUGGGAUUAGUGUAGAACUAUAAAUUGUGAAUAAACGUCGCCAACGUUUAACGCGUCGACUGUCGUGUUAAGCGAGUUUGAAUAAGUGUCUCGGAUGAUCUUUUACGAUAUCAUACGAAGAUCCAUCGACCAUUUUUUACGAGUAAGGAACUUUCGAGUAUUUAUUUCCUAAUUCACGUUGAGAGUAUUAGCGAUCACUGAUAUCUCGUUGGUAAACAAAUUUAGAAAUAUCACUUUUUAAAGAAAUACAGUAGACUUUCGUGUACGAGAAUUUUUCUCGCAAUAACGCGAGCAGGGGAUAUCUUUUAGGGUUGCUUAAGAGCCAAAUUAUAAUUCUGUCUGGAAAUCAAGGGCUGGAUCAAAUAAUUGAAAACGAGUUGCUACUUUCUACUUCAUUUAUUUUAAUGAUAUAAUUUAAUGCUUUGGAACAAAAUUCUGUAUAAAUUUUAUAAUAUAACAAACAACACACGAAUCUAAUGGGAGAAUGUGCUUGGACUAUAAAAAUAUCAAUAUUGACGUUAAUGUUAUUUAAUGACAGUCGUGUAGAAUUGAGGGAUGUGCAUUAAUAAGGAGGCAGAUCCAUUUAUAACCAAAAAACCAUACAAAGAUGGACCUACCUCGUUACUGCAUUCCCUCAAUUGUCAACGUUUUCGUCUGUUAUUCUUGCCCGAAUGUUUUAUUAACAGUAUUUCAUGACAAAUUAUUUUUCUCGAGAAGGUGAAAGUUCUAGGUGCGUUGUACGAGAAGUCGCGUCACAAGGAAAUAUUAAUCGCGAUAUCUCUAACGCGUUGUACGGUAGUCUACUGUAUACAUGUUUCAGAAACUUGUGGUAAAUUCUUUGGAAACUAUGUUUCGUUGAAAAAGAAACCAACAUGACACUCGACGCGUUAGAAGUAAGAAAAGAUGUUGUACAGGGUGUCGCAAAAAUUGUAACUACACUUUGAUUGUUUAUAACGUGCUUAUUAAAUAUGAUAGAAUUUGCUUUGAACAUUUACAACAACCUACAUUAACUUAUAUUUUUGUAUCGCAAGUUGAUAUUUUCAAAUUGAUGCUGGCAUAACGAACCUAUGGAAUCGCGCAUAUUUAAAAAUAUUUCAUACGAAAUUUCAGCGCACUCCCUUCUCAAUGAACAAGUUGGAUGCCAAACUACUCGUGAAAAUUCUUAUGAGACUAUCACUUUGUUCCUAUAUACAACCGAAACUUAUCUUUGUUGAAUUGAAACUAGUACUUAAUUCACGAACGUUAUACAGAUCUCAUCUUCAGAAUUAGUUUAUUUAAUAUUUUAGUGAAAAAUUCUGUCACCCAUAUAUGGAUGACGCGGCGAUCAACGUGUUAAUCAACGGUUGCAGAUUCUGUACACCCACGUGAAAAGGAUGUAGUCGUGCGAAGUAUUGAAGAAAUAAUAUCCCGCAUCCUCGAAAUCUGUAAAAAUGACACGAUGGAUUCCGGCAACAAAUCCGUUCACCAGCUAACAAAGUCUAGUACCAUUUUCUCGCGACACCGUGUAUACGUUUGGACGUAAGUUUGCAGACCAAUUUGCACGACACGUCGGAAGGAACGAAUGAUUUGCACAAAAGUAGAAAUAGAGAAGCGGUGAGAGUAAGACCGAAGUGAGAAACGUCACGCGAACGAUGCGAGGGUGAUAUACACGAGUACAAGGAGAAAGGUAAACAUCGUUAGAGAGUAACGGAAAAGAAAUAUCGGCGAAAGGGGUGAUCCCGGUGGAUAGUUGUACGUUGUGGACGAGAGUCGAAGGAACAACGUAAUCCCAACGGAGGCUUCCCCUCAGCAAGGACCUUCGUUGGCGAGUUGCCGCUGGCAAAUCCUUGGUUUUUAUCGGUUAGGUUUGCGUUACGUUGCUGAACCGAAGUAUCAUAUCAUUAGUUAAGACGACAAGAAAUUAGCUUCGAGCUUUCGUGUAGGUAGCUGUAUAGGAAACGUGUACGGCGAACGGGAGGACACGGUUCUGCCUCGGCCGUGGUGUAACGAUAUGGGGCGGUGUACGUUGCGCCUAUUAACGCGUAAUAUGUCGUUGUUAUUCAAUUUUACCUCCUAUUGUUAAUAGACGAACGGUACUUUCAUUAGUAAUCCGAAUUAAACGUUGAACGCGAUUCAUCAGAUUUCGAGAGACCUCGAGAGGUAUUACGAUACGAUAGUUGCAUUGUUUCGACGUGCCAGAUUGCUAAUCGGUCAUUAAUGUAAAGGUCGGAAAUUUUAUACAGUUUGAUAUUUAUCACUUAUAAUUUAACCGUGGACGAGGAUCGAAGAGACUUAGUCAGCGUUCCAUUAGCACAUUUUUAGUAGAGCGGUACGAAUCGUUUCUGAAAGAAGUACGAUGGGCAAAAUAAGCUUUGGCACACUCGUUUUCUUUUAACAUUUUAAUGCGUUAUCCCUCUGAACUCGAAGCACUUCUUAUAGGCACUGACGAAGCUUCACGUUUGGCGAUCCAAGGCAGUCGAAGUGCGUUCCUCUGGUAUGACAACAAUAUACUGUGCCGGAGAUCGAACUGUUCGAUAAUUCAAAGUUAGAUUGUAUACUUCGUUGAUCACAUUGUUUGGUCGUUUGUUGAACGAUGAAAUUAAGAGUUUCAAAGUUAAUUUUUGAAGUCAGGAAAACGUGGUUAGAUCUCGAAUCAAUAAAUUCACAUACACUUCUUAUCGAACCGUACAUGUAUAUUUAAAGAGAAAAGAAAUUACAAUGUCUAUAAGAAAAAAAAAAUAUAUAUAUAUAUAUAAUUAUGAAAGAAUAUAUAUGAGCAAAAUAAGGAAAUAUGUUAUACAUAUUGCACGUGGCACGCACAAGAAGAACGAAGAAGGAACAGAACGUAUUUCGUGUCCUUUCAGUAGGUGUCAACCUAGCAUGCCACUAAUCUAUAUAAUAUAGUAAGGUGUGUAAUUCAAUAAAGAGAUAUAUUAUAUCGUGGCGACAAGUGUGAUUAAGCAAGAGUUGAUUCGAGAUAGCAGUGAUGGUGUCUUUAGUGUGAUUUAAAAAUGAUUAUUUUGUGUGAUCAAUCUAUAAUUCGAGUGAUAGCGACAUUACACCAUGAGUGAAGAAAAAAGUGAAAGUAUCGCGAUACAGUGGUUUUAGUGAUACCGAAGAAAAUGUAAGAUAAAAGCAUACAGCCAACGUUGUCUGCAACGAAAUACACCGAUUUGAAUCAUCAACUACAUCCAAAGCACUUGGACCACAG